Hemiscyllium ocellatum (epaulette shark) is the source of this 1861-nucleotide messenger RNA. Its product is annotated as phosphatidylinositol 3-kinase C2 domain-containing subunit gamma-like. The coding region runs from base 78 to 1838 and encodes 586 amino acids. The transcript has 14 exons. Gene Ontology annotation, biological process: cell migration; phosphatidylinositol 3-kinase/protein kinase B signal transduction; phosphatidylinositol-mediated signaling. Gene Ontology annotation, molecular function: 1-phosphatidylinositol-3-kinase activity; 1-phosphatidylinositol-4-phosphate 3-kinase activity. Gene Ontology annotation, cellular component: plasma membrane; cytoplasm; phosphatidylinositol 3-kinase complex. The record is from RefSeq and is a predicted model, not a curated record. NCBI's taxonomy places the organism in Eukaryota, Metazoa, Chordata, Chondrichthyes, Orectolobiformes, Hemiscylliidae.
UUCCAGACUCAUUCCUGGUCACGUUUUCACGACCUGCUCCUGCAAACCACUGGCAGUAUUUCACCGACAUAGAUGAAAUGUCCAGAAAACAGAUUGCAAACAUCCAGCAGAAACACUCUCUGCUUUUGAUUGAAGAAGGCGAGAAGAACUUGCUCUGGACAAAACGUUCAUUCUCUAACAGUUCAAACUGUUUCCUUCCUCUCUUACUGGGUAGUGCACCUAGCUGUGGUUCAGAAUCACUAUCUGAGAGUUAUGCAGUGCUCAGAAGGUGGAACAUCUCAGCAAAUCCUUUAGAGUCACUGGGACUAUUGCUUUCAAGCUUUUCAGAUCAAGAGAUUCGUCAGGCUGCAGUCCAACAGAUUGGAUCUAUUCCGGAUGAUGAGUUGUUAGAUUAUCUGCCGCAGUUAGUUCAGGCAGUAAAAUUUGAAUGGCAUCUUAACAGCCCGCUUGUGGAACUUUUACUCGAUCGCUCAAUCAGGAAUAUUCGAGUUGCACAUCAUUUGUUCUGGUUAUUGAAAGAUGGCUUGGCAGACUUUCAAUAUAAGGAUAGGUAUAGCCAGCUAUUAGCAGCUGUGCUCUGCUGUUCAGGGCAAGCCAUGCGAGAAGAAUUUGAUAAAGAGACCAAGCUCAUCGAUAAGUUAGCUGAGGUAGCACAGAAGGUCUGGGCAAUGGACCAGUCAAAACGUUCGACUUUAUUAGCGAAAGAGAUUGAAGAAUUAGACAAAUUCUUCUACCAGGAACAUGUUUGCCGUCUGCCAUUGAAUCCUGUAUUUGCAGUCAAAGGCAUCGAUGCCAACGCUUGUUCGUAUUUCACCUCAAAUGCUGUUCCUCUGAAAAUAUCUUUCGUAAAUGCAGACCCUUUGGGUGAAAAUAUAAACGUGAUAUUCAAGUCAGGAGACGAUCUUCGGCAGGACAUGCUUGUUCUGCAGCUGGUUAAAGUGAUGGACAGGAUCUGGUGCCAGGAGGGGCUGAAUCUGAGCAUGAUCAUCUACAAGUGCAUAUCAACAGGAAGGGGAAGAGGCUUGGUAGAAUUGGUCCCUGAUGCCACAACACUUGCCAAGAUCCAUAUGAAACAUGGUAUCAUUGGGCCACUCAAGGAGCACACUCUUUUAAAAUGGUUCCAGGAACACAACCCCACUGAAGAACAGUACAAGAACGCUGUGGAAAACUUCGUCAACUCCUGUGCAGGCUGGUGUGUUGCUACGUUCGUUUUGGGCAUCUGUGACCGCCACAAUGACAACAUAAUGCUGAAAACCACAGGCCACAUGUUCCACAUCGACUUUGGAAAAAUAUUGGGUCAUGCUCAGAUGAUUGGAAGCAUGAAAAGGGAUCGAGCGCCUUUUAUAUUUACAUCUGAAAUGGAGCAUUUCAUCACAGAAGGUGGAAAAGAUGGAGCUCGUUUCCAGAUGUUUGUGGAUCUAAGCUGUCGGGCUUACAACAUCAUUCGACAACACACUCAACUCUUGAUGAAUUUACUGGAGUUGAUGCUGUCAGCUGGACUUCCUGAGCUGGCUGAAGUCCAGGACCUGAAGUACGUUCACAAUAACUUGCGACCAAAGGACUCGGAUGCACAGGCCACCUCUUACUUCACAAGCUUGAUAAAGGAGAGCCUGAGAAGCUUACCAGUGAAGAUCAAUUUUGUCGCCCACAUCUUAGCACAGAUGAAAUUGGUAGGCCCAGAUGUCCAGCCAAGCCUGACCUUUGCACCAGAAAAGUAUACAUUAGAGACAGACGGUCUAAUAAGCUGUGUGGCAGUGUGUGGUUAUGAGAAGAAAAUUGUUCCUCCUAAGGAUUAUUUGGCAAUGUGCCUGGAUGCUGGACCAAUGAUAGGAGGAUAAUGAUAGUGUGGUUCAAUUUGAGA